Messenger RNA from Rubroshorea leprosula, 902 nucleotides. NCBI's taxonomy places the organism in Eukaryota, Viridiplantae, Streptophyta, Magnoliopsida, Malvales, Dipterocarpaceae. The record is from the annotation of a GenBank genome assembly.
AUCAAGAAACGCCAUGACUUCCUCCUAUACCAUAUAUCAACCAUGUUCCACCCCUUGAUCUUCACCGCAACUCGGAUCGCAAAUCAGUUGACUCCGUUUUUAGGUUUUGCGCCCGCAGGGAUCACCGCUUUCGUCUCGACUCAGUGACUCGAUUCAAAAUGGACCCAAUGGAUAUCGUGGGGAAGACGAAAGAGGACGCCUCGCUUCCCAAAGCUACCAUGACCAAAAUUAUAAAGGAGAUGUUACCAGCAGAUGUUCGUGUUGCGAGGGAUGCUCAAGAUCUUUUGAUUGAGUGCUGUGUAGAGUUUAUUAAUCUUGUUUCAUCGGAGUCCAAUGAAGUCUGUAGCAAAGAGGAGAAACGAACAAUUGCACCUGAGCAUGUGCUCAAGGCCUUAGAGGUUCUUGGAUUUGGAGAAUACAUUGAGGAGGUAUAUGCUGCAUACGAGCACCACAAGACAGAGACCUUGCAUGACUCUUUAAAAGGUGGCAAAUGGAACAAUGUAGCUGAGAUGACCGAAGAAGAAGCAGCAGCUGAGCAGCAGAGAAUGUUUGCCGAAGCGCGUGCAAGAAUGAACGGUGUGGCUGCUGCUCCCAAGCAACCAGAUGCUGACCAAAGAAUAGAGAGCUGACCUUUAGGACCUUUUUCUGUUUUCUUCAACUAUAGGCAAGCAUCCUUGACUGUCGCAAAUUGUGCUUCUAAUCUCUCAUAUGUUAUAUGUGUACAAAAAAGCCAUUGGUGAGUGCCCUGGCCUAUGUCGAUAUAAGCACUUCCCUUUGUACUUGAUCUAUGGAUGAUGUCUAUAACCUAGUGUAAUUAGUGAGAGUUUGUUCAAGUCCAUUUCUGUUCCCAAGCUACUUUAUGCAUUUAUUCAGCAUUUAUCUAAUUAAUAUUUAGCUCGGUA